AAACCCAGAAAAAAAAACACAGGUCCAACGACUGAAAAAAAUGGACGUCUAUAGGGCUCAAGAAGCGCUUUUGGGGCAAGGCUGGUGGGCACCCAGCUUGAAGCAGUUGCCCAUUUCUCUAGACUUAUUUAGACCCUAACCUGGCUAGGCGAAAAAGGAAGGGUGGGGUACAGUGUAUAGAGGACUUAUAUUCUGUAUAACGAAGGCUGCCACAGAUCCUCGAUGCUGUAUCCAGGACUGAGGCUUUUAGCAGCGAGGCGGUCAUUUUCUAUGCCACGUUAUUCGGAAAUGCUCCAGGCAGCUUUUUCCUGGACCCCCCCUCUGCCAAAGCUCCUCAAUUGGAAACAAAACCGCCAAAACCUUCCCUCUCAUUCCCCCAAAUAAUAUUCAUUUAAAAAAAAAAGAGAGAGAGAGAAGCCCAGAGAAAUCUUUCAGUCCCAUCCUUGGCUUAUUUCCCCCCCUCUCUGUCUCUCGUGUUCGUCGGCGGAGGAAAAAGCGAGCAAAGAGGCGGUAAAAAAAAAAAAAUCAACGCCCCAAAGCCGAUAAUAAUUCUGUCUCAGGGUGCAGAUGUGUGCAAAAACCUGGAGGCUUGAGGCAAGCAGAGAGAAGGAAGCAAACUGCUGCUUUGAAUUUCAGUAGGAUGGGAAAUGGGCUUUUUUUUAUAUAUGUAUGUAAGUAUACAGGAAUAGCCAUAUAUCUAUGUGUCUAUAAAGCGCCUACAUAGCCUAUAAUCCAUGGGUAGGAUGAUAUAGCCUUUGCAAUAGAAGAUCCGCUCCGGAAUCCGUAGCAGCACGCCCCGAAAGAGGUGCUGGGGUGGCCACUGCUCUCUCUGCUUCAUCCAGGCUUGCAAAAGGGGGGCCAAACUCGGCUUUCCCUGCCGGGAUUGCACCCAGCUCCCUUUGCAGGGGAUCUUGCUCCUCCACCCCGAGGUAGGCAUCCUUUUGCAAGCCAUAAAUUGCAGGCGGUAAAGGUAAUAGAGACUGUAAACUGUGGCACAUUACUGUAGCUACAUGACAGAAACAGCCCGUGCUUAAUACUUCAGAGCCCUUGUCGUCCCCCCCACCUCCACCGCUGAUAAAAGCCAUGCAAUAUUUAUGGGGAGAUAACUUUAUUUGUUUCCCCUCCAGUGAUACACACGCAGCGCUGGGUGCAGUGCAAAACAACACACACGUACACAUGUACAGAUGGGUGUACAGCGUGGGUGCACUCCAAGUAUGCAGCCCCGGAAAGUUAGGUGAUACCCUAAAAAAUAAAAGGCGCACCCAGCAAGAUCCCAUAUCCAUCCAGAGCAACUGGAUCACGUUAGGAUCCGGUGCGUAGGAAAUGCAGGGCACGCAUCACACCAACGCAACAAGGGAUGGAGGCAGCAAAAAAAAAAAAAAAAAAAAGUUCCCCAAAGCGGCCUUUUGGGGGUCAUUUAAAAAGCCCCCACACACAAACCUCAACGCUUUCCUAUGUGCAAUGCACACCCGUGCGCACACACACGCACAGGUUGCUGUGUGCAAGCUUUGCACGCCCCAAGAGGAGGGAAGGGCCAUAGGAGUGGGUGCCCAAGGCUCUCAAGUCCCCUGUGCCACCCAAAGAUGCCCAUGCCCGGCUGCGGCUCUCUGGCUUGCCCAAGCCCCCCGGGUCCUGCCUGGGGAGAAGGAGAAGUGCGCUUGGCUGUGGCAGGCGCUGCCCCCCCUCCCCUUGUCCUCCCAGCCCCUCGCAUGCCGGCCGGGCUCUGGGAGCCGCUGUACCCCGGGCCUGGCACCAGGUGACGCUGCAGCCUCGCCGUCUCGGUGCGCACUCCGGGGCCUGCCGGCUGCUUUUGCCAACAUAUCAGAUACGUUUCACAGGCUCCCAUCAAUAACUCCCGGGGUCAUCAAGCCAAAUUUAUGACUGGCCAACCGAGUCACGUGACUCUAUUUAAACAUCCCAUAUUUGGGCAGCGCACAGAGAAUAAAGAAAGAAGAAUCCCCACCUAUAAAUUCUGCACUUUCGAGAACAAAAACCCCCCUCAACUUCAAAGUGCCACAAAUCAAGGGUAAUCAAAAAAGGGUGCAAAGCACCCGCCAUGAGUUCUUACGUAGCCAAUUCCUUCUAUAAGCAAAGCCAAAAUGUUCCUGCCUAUUCUAUGCCAAGUUAUGGGAAUUAUGGAUCUGUGUCUGAGAUUCAGUCAUCCAGGUAUUGCUACAGUGGGCUGGAUCUAAGCAUCACAUUCCCAUCCUCUGGCUCCUCCAACGGUUUGGACAUGUCUUCAACCCCUAGAUCUAACCCCGAUCGACCUUCCUGCACAGUUAUGGGUUCUUCAGGGCACUCUUUAGCCAGAGACGACCAGACUCCACUAAAUCCAGGGAUCUACAGUCAGAAGGCUGGUAACACGGCGCUGGAAGAUAGAUCUAAGAGCACUGGCGAAAUCAAAAUUGAGCCGGUGCAGGGAACACAACAAGAAGGACCACAACGACAGCAGCAACAGCCACCACCACAAAUAUACCCGUGGAUGACCAAACUACACAUGAGCCAUGAAACAGAUGGCAAACGGUCCAGGACCAGCUAUACUCGCUACCAAACUCUGGAACUAGAGAAAGAAUUUCAUUUUAACAGAUAUCUCACACGCCGGAGGCGCAUUGAGAUUGCCAACAACUUAUGCUUAAAUGAAAGACAAAUCAAAAUCUGGUUUCAAAACAGGAGGAUGAAGUGGAAGAAAGAUUCCAAAUUGAAAAGCAAAGAGUCUCUUUAAGUAGGAAGGCGACUCUCCAAAUGAAGAGUCAAAAAUAUCUCCCCUAGUUUGGUUGCA
Messenger RNA from Alligator sinensis (Chinese alligator), 2779 nucleotides. RefSeq names its product homeobox C5 (gene HOXC5). Bases 2057 to 2722 code for a protein of 221 amino acids. Gene Ontology annotation, molecular function: RNA polymerase II cis-regulatory region sequence-specific DNA binding; DNA-binding transcription factor activity, RNA polymerase II-specific. The record is from RefSeq and is a predicted model, not a curated record. Lineage: Eukaryota; Metazoa; Chordata; Crocodylia; Alligatoridae. Gene Ontology annotation, biological process: regulation of transcription by RNA polymerase II; anterior/posterior pattern specification. The transcript has 2 exons. Gene Ontology annotation, cellular component: nucleus.